Drosophila persimilis is the source of this 1095-nucleotide messenger RNA. RefSeq names its product parkin coregulated gene protein homolog. The record is from RefSeq and is a predicted model, not a curated record. NCBI's taxonomy places the organism in Eukaryota, Metazoa, Arthropoda, Insecta, Diptera, Drosophilidae. The coding region runs from base 140 to 934 and encodes 264 amino acids. Gene Ontology annotation, molecular function: Hsp90 protein binding; Hsp70 protein binding. The transcript is spliced from 4 exons.
AAUCUAAAAAACCCAGUCCGAAAAUAGUCUUCCAAUAAUUCAAAACUGAAUUUCAGCUCCAAAAGUGUCCAGAUUUUUAUACUUUUCUACAAAAAAAAUCAGAUAUUUCUAUAUUUUCUGCUGUUCAGAAGAAAGUGAAAUGUGCUCGAAUACUCAGGAACGUGCAACGCGUGCCCACGAGCCGGGGCGAGUGUGCCGAGAGUUUCUCUACUUGCGAUCGAAGCGGCCCAAUCGCGUGGUUCCCGCCUUCACCUAUCAGGCUCUGCAGAAGAACACUGUGGUAAAGCCUCCUCCAAAGAUCGACAUUUUCAAGCGACGACCCGUGAAGGAGACAGUUUUUAAGAUCUAUUUCAGUCGCGGGGACAUCCCGUGCGUCCUGGCCGGUCGCAGCAGCAAGCAGGACCCCACCAAAGAUCGCUCUGUGCGCUGGACCUGCGUGCCAGAGGAGCUAGACUACUGCUACUAUCUGCCGAUCUUCGUAGACGGGCUGGCGGACAUGAACAGCGACACGCGGCUGCUGGCCAUCAACGGAGCCAUCGACCUGAUCAUUCGGUCGCCCAAGAAGGUACUGCCCGUGCUGCCAAAACUGAUUCUGCCGCUGAAACGGGCCUUCCAGACCCGCGACAAGCGCAUCAUCAUCUCCGCCCUUCAGGUGGUCCAGCUUAUGGUGCGACUGGGUCCCUGUGUUGGAGAGGCCUUGGUGCCGUUCUAUCGCCAGCUGCUGGCCGUGUGCAACAUUUACAAGAACAUCAACGUGAAUCUGGGCGAGGGCAUCGACCCGGACCGCAGCAAGCGCAUUGGCGAUGUCAUCGAGGACACCCUGAAGCUGCUCGAGUACUGCGGCGGUCCGAACGCCUUUAUCAACAUCAAGUACAUGGUGCCGACCUACGAGAGCAGCGUCUUUCCCCGCUGCGAGAUGCCGGCGCCAUCGUAAUCAAUUCGACAUCUCGAUCUAAUCAAGUUUUGGUUUCGAUUUUAGUUUAUUAAGUUUCGUUUUUCGGCAGGGAAUUACUAAAACAAAAUCCAACGAAAUUGUUAAUUUUGUGAAUUUUAAAAUCAGAGUACAUUAAAUCCAUAGUUACAUGCAUUCAAUAA